AUUUUAUCAAUGAAAUGAGAAAUAUGAUUUUUGAAACGUAAAAAAUUGUUAAUUCCUGUAUUAAAAAGUGUAAUAAACCAUCAAUAUCUCUAAGAUGAAGACGGUGCGAUAUAUAAAUAAACAGCUGUACAGUAUUGCGACAGCGAACGUAAAUAAUCAUUUACGAAAUUCGACUCUUCAUGUUCGACAGAGUGCUACUGUGGUAUGUGAGAAUUACAAGAAAAUUGUUCCACUUCUUAUAAAUGUUCGCCAAUUGGGGUUGGGCCCAACCUCUAAGGACUUCGAGGAGCCUCCACAAAUAACAGGCCCAUUGACAAAGGCACACGCAACAGAGCUCGUCCUGCACCUCAAUGAUGAGGAGAGGAAAAUGUUAUUUACCGCUCUACAGGAAUACGAGUCCAACCGUAUCAAGGAGGAGUUCGAAGAUAAACUAGCUGGACAGCGUUGGAGAAGUAAACUAGGGAGGCCUAGCAAAGUACCUACACUAGGGGAUGUCGACCCAACUGGCUCAUACUGUCCUGUACCCGAGGACUGGCUCAAGAAAAAAUAUGCUGCCACAGUACCAAAGCCUACAACAAAGGAGCUGUUACACUUAUCACUGGCAAAUUCCAUCCCGUUUAUUGGAUUUGGAUUUCUGGACAACUUCAUAAUGAUAAUUGCUGGUGACCGCAUCGAAAGCAGCAUGAGCGCGUACAUAACUCUGUCGACGAUGGCUGCAGCGGCGCUCGGCAACACGUUCAGUGAUAUCGUGGGCAUCGGCUCGUCGUACUACGUGGAGCGCGCGGCCGCGUUGCUCGGUUUUGCACCACCGCCGCUGUCGCCCGUGCAGCUAGAUAUGCCUGCUAGCCGACGCGCCGCUAAUAUGGGUCGCGUACUGGGCAUCACUCUGGGCUGCUUCCUCGGCAUGACUCCGCUGCUAUUCAAAGACGACGAGAAGAAGGACGCCAAGGACAGUUAGUGUGUCCCCGUCCUUAUGUAACUUAGAGCCUGGAGGCCUACUACGAAACGAGAAUGCCGUACA
Messenger RNA from Aricia agestis (brown argus), 1021 nucleotides. RefSeq lists its product as uncharacterized. The record is from RefSeq and is a predicted model, not a curated record. The transcript is spliced from 6 exons. Gene Ontology annotation, cellular component: mitochondrion. Bases 95 to 958 code for a protein of 287 amino acids. NCBI's taxonomy places the organism in Eukaryota, Metazoa, Arthropoda, Insecta, Lepidoptera, Lycaenidae.